Sciurus carolinensis (gray squirrel) is the source of this 2457-nucleotide messenger RNA. It is a transcript of the gene Crot, whose product is annotated as carnitine O-octanoyltransferase. Gene Ontology annotation, molecular function: carnitine O-octanoyltransferase activity. Bases 410 to 2260 code for a protein of 616 amino acids. Lineage: Eukaryota; Metazoa; Chordata; Mammalia; Rodentia; Sciuridae. The record is from RefSeq and is a predicted model, not a curated record. The transcript is spliced from 18 exons. Gene Ontology annotation, cellular component: peroxisome.
CUGCUCUGCGGCUCACAGUGAGUAAGGCGGCGCGGCUGUCGGCAGCUGCACCCGGAGCCGGGCGCGGGCGGUGAGGAUCGGCAGGCCAGCGGAGCCAACACUCCCUCCCACUCCUAGUGCCGCAGCUCAGGGGCCGGGGAAAGUUAAGUCGUUUAGAACAAAGUUAGGUCGUCUCGAACUGCAGAGGUGCUGGGAGAUAGCGCGGGUGGGGUGUCCUGCAUCUCACCUGCCGGCGUCAGAAGUGGUACCCCUGAGGCUGGGCCGCUGAGCUGUUCACACUACCUGGUGAGCAGUGAAGAGGAAACAUGGAAAACACAAGCAGUCCUUUUUAGGGGUAUGAGCUGGAGAUAAUGUAUAUCACAAAGCCAUACUGAGCAGCUCCAUGAGGUUUUCCUAUUGUGAAUAAAUCAUGGAAAAUCAACUGGCUAAAUCAGUUGAAGAACGAACGUUUCAGUACCAGGAUUCUCUUCCAUCACUGCCUGUUCCUUCCCUUGGAGAAUCAUUAAAAAAAUACCUUGAAUCAGUAAAGCCAUUUGCAAAUGAAGAAGAAUAUAAGAAAACUGAAGAAAUAGUCCAAAAAUUUCAAAAUGGAGUUGGAGAAAAAUUGCACCAGAAAUUACUGGAAAGGGCAAAAGGAAGAAGAAAUUGGGUAUUUACUUUACUGGAAGAAUGGUGGCUGAAUGUUGCUUACCUGGAUGUUCGUAUACCAUCACAGCUAAAUGUCAACUUUGUCGGUCCUUCUGCCCAUUUUGAACACUAUUGGCCUCCAAAGGAAGGGACCCAGUUAGAAAGAGGAAGUAUAAUCCUUUGGCAUAACUUGAACUACUGGCAGCUGAUAAGAAAAGAAAAACUGCCUGUUCAUAAAGUUGGAAAUACUCCUCUAGAUAUGAAUCAAUUUCGAAUGCUGUUUUCUACCUGCAAGGUUCCAGGAAUUAAUAGAGAUUCACUUAAGAACUAUUUUAGGACUGAGAGUGAAGGGCAUUCCCCAAGUCACAUUGCAGUGUUGUGUCGGGGCCGAAUUUUUGUCUUUGAUGUAAUACAUGAAGGAUGUUUGAUCACCCCACCAGAGCUUCUCAGACAACUGACAUACAUCUACAAGAAGUGCCAUAGUGAACCUGAUGGACCUGGAAUACCAGCACUAACUAGCGAGGAGCGAACCCGAUGGGCUAAGGCACGAGAAUAUCUGAUUGGCCUUGAUCCAGAGAACUUGACUUUGUUAGAAAAAAUUCAGAGCAGUUUAUUUGUGUAUUCUAUAGAAGAUGGCAGUCCACAUAUUACACCAGAAGAUUAUCGUCAGGUACUUUCAGUGCUCCUUACUGGAGAUCCAACACUACGCUGGGGUGACAAAUCGUAUAACUUAAUUUCAUUUUCUAAUGGAGUAUUUGGCUGUAAUUGUGAUCAUGCUCCUUACGAUGCAAUGGUUAUGGUAAAUGUGGCCUAUUAUGUUGAUGAGAGAAUUUUAGAGACAGAAGGAAGAUGGAAGGGGUCAGAAAAAGUACGGGAUAUCCCACUUCCAGAGGAGCUUGUUUUCACCGUGGACGAAAGAGUAUUAAAUGAUAUCAGCCAAGCUAAAGACCAGUAUCUCAAAGAGGCAUCUAAUCUGCAGAUUGCAGCAUAUGCCUUUACUUCUUUUGGCAAAAAGCUAACCAAGAAGAAGAGGCUUCACCCAGAUACAUUUAUUCAGCUUGCUCUUCAGCUGGCCUAUUACCGACUUCAUGGACGCCCUGGUUGCUGCUAUGAAACAGCUAUGACAAGAUAUUUUUAUCAUGGCCGUACAGAGACUAUGCGAUCAUGUACAAUAGAGGCAGUCAGUUGGUGCCAGUCCAUGCAAGAUCCUUCUACUGGUCUUCUUGAGCGGCAGGAAAAGAUGUUACAGGCUUUUGCAAAGCAUAAUAAAAUGAUGAAAGAUUGUUCAGCUGGAAAAGGAUUUGACCGUCAUCUUUUAGGUCUUUUACUCAUAGCAAAAGAGGAAGGUCUCCCUGUUCCAGAGCUCUUUACAGACCCACUUUUCUCCAGAAGUGGAGGAGGUGGAAAUUUUGUUCUCUCAACAAGUCUGGUUGGUUAUUUACGAGUCCAGGGAGUAAUGGUUCCCAUGGUGCAUAAUGGAUAUGGAUUUUUCUACCAUAUCAGAGAUGACAGGUUUGUUGUGGCCUGUUCAGCCUGGAAAUCAUGUCCGGAGACUGAUGCAGAAAAACUAGUUCAGCAGAUCUUUCGUGCUUUCCAUGAUAUGAUACAGUUGAUGAACACUGCUCAUCUUUAGAGACUAAGCACUUACUAAAAAAUUUAUCAUUAAACUGGUACCGAGAGUAGACUAGGGAUAUGAGAUGGUAAAUGUAGAAAUUAAGUAGAACCAUGCUUUCAUUCUACCACAGAAGGUAGUAAAUUUGAAGCUUCCUCUGAUGCAGCAACAAUGCAAAUUAUAAUUGUGAUAUAGAACUAUGCAAUGUUUAAGAUAAG